UGUGUCGCGACUGGAAACAGUCUUAAGGGAAUUGGCCGUCUUUUUAUUCCGCAAAGAAAACCUCUUUUUUUUUUUUUUUUUAUCAGUGAGGCGUAAAAUACUUUUUUUUUUUUUUUUUUUUAACGUUUCAAGUAUGUCUCCUCCCGAUUGUUACUGCACUGAAUACGGCGGGCGACAUCCCCACGCUAUCCUUUUUAACAUCUUGAGUCAAAAAGAGACCAAUGACUUAAGAAACUGGGAUUACUAUACCACGUCUCACAACUGUCACUGCGAACAACGAAGGUUAGUGUGCCUCAGAAACCCAGAGAGUACCUGUCAGGCCGCCUCCGCCGUGCUUGUCAAAACCGUUCGGUUUAUGAAAAGCUUACCUUCUUUCCACCACCUUCCACGUGGUGAUCAGACGUUACUUCUUCGGAGCUGCUGGGUACCUCUCUUCAUCUUGGGUCUCGCACAGGAACGCAUUGCCUUUGAGGUGAUGGACCUACCGGCAAACAGCAUCCUCCGGAAGAUACUCCUUAACGACCAAGAGAGCCACAGCGAACGGGAAACGGAGGACUGUCCGCCCACUCUCGCUGGAGUGCAUAAUUUGAAGCUGUGUUUGAACAAACUCUUGAGUCUGGACCUGAGUCCUAAAGAAUACGCGUACCUCAAGGGUGCUUUGUUGUUUAAUCCUGAGAUCCGUGGACUGCGGUCUACCACGUUAAUUGAAGGUCUACAGAAAGAAGCUCUGAGGGUGCUACAAGAAGUCAUCCACACGCUGUAUCCCAACAACAGAGAUCGAUUCACACAGAUCCUCCUAACAGCCUCCUCUCUACAGACAAUUGCCAAGAGCCUGGUCUCUGAAUUAUUUUUCAGACCCAUUAUUGGCCAGAUGGACCUUCUAGAACUACUGAAUGAAAUUCUUUUCACCAAAUAGGCCACAUUUUACUCGUGAGGCAGAACUGAACUACACAGUGGGCAUACAGUUAGUCUGUGUGGACCAGACUACCAAUAGCCAUCAGCUGAUAUUACUUUUGACUAGUCCAUGAGGAUGACUUGAACAUAAGAAUGUUUGUAGUGCAUUGAGCAUUUGUGACAGAGUACCUAUUCAGAGUAUAUUUUCUACAUUUAUUUUUCUAAUAAAAGCACUAAACUCUCUA
Chanos chanos (milkfish) is the source of this 1139-nucleotide messenger RNA. It is a transcript of the gene nr0b2b, whose product is annotated as nuclear receptor subfamily 0, group B, member 2b. Lineage: Eukaryota; Metazoa; Chordata; Actinopteri; Gonorynchiformes; Chanidae. The coding region runs from base 134 to 916 and encodes 260 amino acids. Gene Ontology annotation, biological process: circadian rhythm; negative regulation of transcription by RNA polymerase II. Gene Ontology annotation, molecular function: transcription factor binding; transcription corepressor activity. The transcript is spliced from 2 exons. The record is from RefSeq and is a predicted model, not a curated record. Gene Ontology annotation, cellular component: cytoplasm; nucleus.